Messenger RNA from Condylostylus longicornis, 2838 nucleotides. It is a transcript of the gene babo, whose product is annotated as TGF-beta receptor type-1. Gene Ontology annotation, molecular function: ATP binding; activin receptor activity, type I; activin binding. The record is from RefSeq and is a predicted model, not a curated record. NCBI's taxonomy places the organism in Eukaryota, Metazoa, Arthropoda, Insecta, Diptera, Dolichopodidae. The transcript is spliced from 9 exons. Gene Ontology annotation, biological process: cellular response to growth factor stimulus; nervous system development; activin receptor signaling pathway. Gene Ontology annotation, cellular component: activin receptor complex; plasma membrane. The coding region runs from base 7 to 1881 and encodes 624 amino acids.
GAAAUUAUGCAUAUCAUAAAUUUUUUUAACAUUUACAAAAAUUGUAUCUUUUUUGGUUUUAGUAUUUUUAAUAUUGCUUUUUUAGUUAAAGGUUCAGUUGUUAAAAAUAAUGAAAUAAUUGUAAAUGACACAAAUGAAAAUGAAAUAUCAAUAGGAUUAACAAAAUUAUCUAACAUUGCUAAUAGCUCUACAAAUAAUUUAUAUAAUAUUCACCAAGGUAUUUUAGUUAAGAACUCAAAAGAUAUGGUUCCAGAAUCGCCUGCUUCAUUAAUGUCUGAGAAAACCAUAGACUCUACUAAAAUUAAAAUGAAAUAUCAAAGUGAUAUAAAAGCGGAAUCUAAUUUAUUAAAUCCGAAUGAAACGGAAACAGGAAAUUUAAUAUUGAGUAACUCAGAGAACAAUUCCAUAAAUCCUCCAUUGGCUAUGGUAUCUCAAGCACCUAAAAAAAAAUCUCUGAAGUGUCACUGUGAUUAUUGCAAGGAUGAUAAUCAUGUUUGUGAAACUGAUGGUGUUUGCUUUACAUCUGUUGAAAAGGAUCUAGUUAAAAAUGAAUUGGUUUAUAGCUACAGGUGUAUCCAUAAAACAUAUGAGAUUGAAAGAUCUGAACCAAUAGAAUGCUUAGUUAGCAAGGAGAAAAAAAAAUUUUUUAGAAUUCAAUGCUGUAAUACAGAUUACUGUAAUAAAAAUGAAUUAUUAAAAUUGGAAUUUAAAACAGAUUUUCUACCAGAAACUGCUCUUACAACAUGGCAUUUAGUAUUUAUAAUAUUUGGUGCAACAUUUUUUUUAUGUUUAAUUAUAUUUACGAUGUAUUGGUAUAUACAAAAACGUAAGCGGAUGCUUACGGCUAGACCAUAUCCACAAGAAGAUUCUGUAUGCGACCCUAUUUUAAAUGGUAAUACAAUUCAGGAUAUCAUAGAGAUGACAACAUCUGGGUCAGGCUCAGCUGGUUUGCCAUUGUUAGUACAACGUUCAAUUGCUCGGCAAGUUCAGUUAUGUAAUGUAAUUGGAAAGGGUCGUUUCGGGGAGGUAUGGAGAGGCAGAUGGCGUGGAGAAAAUGUUGCUGUGAAAAUUUUUUCAAGUCGGGAGGAGUCAUCUUGGUUUAGAGAAGCUGAAAUAUACCAAACUGUAAUGUUACGCCAUGAAAAUAUAUUAGGUUUUAUAGCAGCAGAUAAUAAAGAUAAUGGAACAUGGACUCAAUUAUGGCUUGUGACUGAUUAUCAUGAUAAUGGCUCACUGUUUGAUUAUUUAACAGCCCAUACUGUUGACACAAAAACUAUGUUGUUAAUGGCACUGUCAAUAGCGACUGGGUUAUCUCAUUUACAUAUGGAUAUUUUAGGUACUAGGGGUAAACCAGCGAUAGCUCAUCGUGACUUGAAAUCAAAAAAUAUUUUGGUUAAAAAUAAUUUAAGUUGUGCUAUAGCUGAUUUAGGUUUAGCUGUUAGGCAUGUGGACAAAGAUGAUUCCGUUGAUAUUCCGUCAACACAUCGUGUUGGUACAAAACGUUAUAUGGCGCCAGAAGUUUUGGAUGAAACCUUAAAUGCAAACCAUUUUGAUUCUUAUAAACGAGCUGACGUUUAUGCAUUCGGUUUAAUAUUGUGGGAAAUAGCUAGACGGUGUAAUAUGGGCAUGAUUUAUGAUGAUUAUCAAUUGCCAUAUUAUGAUGUUGUACAACCUGAUCCAUCAAUAGAAGAAAUGAAAAAGGUUGUUUGCAUAGACAAAAUACGUCCAAAUAUACCAAAUCGAUGGCAUGCUUCUGAUGUUCUUCAUAAUAUGGCAAAAGUAAUGAAAGAAUGUUGGUAUGCGAACCCUGCUGCUAGAUUAACUGCUUUAAGAAUUAAAAAGACAUUAGCUAACAUAAGUGUCGAAGAAAAAAUUUUAUAAAUGUAGAGUAUUUAAAUUUUUAAAAAAUUUAUAAUAUAAAAAUUAAAUAAUAUUUAAUUGUAAACUUAGGUAUGUAAUUUCGUAAUUGAAUAUUUGAAGAAAAAAAUAAUAAUUGAAGAAGUACGUAAAUUGAUUUAUUAAAGAGUUUUUAAAAACUUAAUGUGUAUAAAUGUUGGAAAGAAACUAAAAAUAAUGUUUGUAAAUUUCACUAUUGAACAAAACAAAAAAAAGAAACUUUAGUGUGGAGAAAGUGGUAGAGGUGUAGAGUGUUACAUUUUUUAAAGAAGUAUUUGUAUUAAAUGUUGAUCAGCAAAGUUGGAAAUUUUAUGAAGAUAAGGCAUUUUUUGAAAAUUUUGAGAAUUAUAUAUGAAAGAAUAUAAUAAAAACUGAAAAUCAAUAAAUAAACCAAAAAAAAAAAAAACAAAAAAUAAAAUAAAAAUAAACGUAUAUUACAGAAAUAUAUAAUAGUAAGUUAAUAGUAUAUUAAUUAUCUUUGCGUUAUAUGUGUACAUGUAUCAUGUAAAUAGAAUUUUUAUAAAAUAUUAGUUAUAAUUGUAUGUAUUAGUUGUAAUUGUAUUUAUGGGCAUCAUAAUAUUAAUUAUCCGUGAAAUUAUGUUAAUAAGUAACCCAUAUUUAUAGAAAUAUAGUUUAGUUACUUUUGUACUAUGUAAAACAAUUUAAUAAAGCUGUUUAAUUAUUCUACUUAUGUAUGAAAUUACAUAGUGCAUACAUAAUUGCGGCUUAUUACGUUAUUUAAGGUUUUUUAAUUUAAUAGUUUCUAUUCACGCGCAUUUUGGCACAAGAUAUAAUAUGUUUCGAGUUUAUUUUGAAGAACAAUAACUGAAAGUAAUAUUUAUCAUUGUUACCAAAUUAAGGCAAAAUAUGAAAGAGUUUUAAAUCCAAUUUCUAUUUUUAUUGUAAAAUUGCUACAAUAUAAAAAGUGUAAAACGCACAAGA